Messenger RNA from Meloidogyne enterolobii, 634 nucleotides. The record is from the annotation of a GenBank genome assembly. Lineage: Eukaryota; Metazoa; Nematoda; Chromadorea; Rhabditida; Meloidogynidae.
AUUUGGCCGUUUACUUACCCCAAGUGUUCAUUCCCCAAUUGUCUACUAUCCAAAUCCAAAUAUCCUCUCCCUAAAAAUGUCAGAAAACCACUACCCAUUAGGCCAACCUCAUAAAAAUGAGGUUCUCCCCUGUUUGAGGUUAGAGGUCUGUCUGUAUUUUAUAAAUUUAAUGUUUUUCUUUCUGAUUUUUUCCCAAAAACUUCCAAUUAAAAUUUUUUCUUCCUCUUUUAUCAUUUCCUUCAAUUUAAUUCACAUAAAAAGGCAAAUUUGCUGUUGCUGCAGCAUUUUUAUUAUCCAAAGCAGCCAUAUAAAGGCGAUAUCCCCCAGUUUGCAAAGCCCCUAAAUUUAGGGUGACGCCAGUUUUACUUGAAGAUUUAAUUGCGGAGGUAGUGACGUCGUCUCCCGCAGCAUCGGUUCUUUCCUUUAAGACACUCCAUUUUACAGUAAUUGGGUCAUUAUUAGGGUCUGAUACAGCCAAUGUUGCUGUUGGAACCUGAAAAUUAUUUUGGGUUAGUUUUAUCUGUUGGAAUUUAAAAACCCCAUGGGGGCGGUGGUAAAUUGUUAUGAGGAAUGCCCAAGUGAAUGGGUGGGACCCGACCCGUCUAAUCACGACCCAAACCCAAACUUUUUUUGU